This is a messenger RNA of Bombina bombina (fire-bellied toad), 1357 nucleotides long. It is a transcript of the gene ELMOD1, whose product is annotated as ELMO domain containing 1. Gene Ontology annotation, molecular function: GTPase activator activity. The coding region runs from base 191 to 1171 and encodes 326 amino acids. NCBI's taxonomy places the organism in Eukaryota, Metazoa, Chordata, Amphibia, Anura, Bombinatoridae. The record is from RefSeq and is a predicted model, not a curated record. The transcript is spliced from 11 exons.
AUCUGGUACCAUACAGGUGCUGGGAAGCGCACAGUGAAAACAGCUGCAGCAGACAUUGAUCAUGGGCUCCUAGGUCUACAGCAGACCAGACACCCCGGAGUCACCCUCUGCAGUAUUUAUUGGCUCAAGUCUAUUACUGGCAAAAUAACUGACGAUCUGAUCCUACGCUGGGUUAACUGAACCAUCAAGAAUGAAGCACUUCAUGAGAAUGGUGGUUCAGGUGUGGGUUUACUUUUACUGCAUUUGUUUGUGGCGCUGCCUAAAAUUUAUUUUGAGGAAACUAACGGGACGCUGUGAAUUGCAAAGAAUCUGCUAUAAAAAUAAGCCAGGAGCUGGGCGAACGCUAAAAAUAGAGGGUUCACUAAAGUCUUCAAGAAUCAAGCUACUACAAUCUGCAGUGACAGUUCAUCCGGAUGCAAUAGAAAAAACUAUAGAAGACAUAAUCACUUUGAAAAAAGUUAACGUUGACACAAAUCCACAGUUGGCAGUGUCACUCCAAGCUUGCCUUUUGCAGAUUGUGGGAUAUAGAAACUUGACUGCCGAGGUUGAAAGGCUGCGUCGGGAAGGAUAUGAUUCAGAGAACCCUCAGCAUGAAGAAAUGCUCUUAAAGCUCUGGAAACUGCUGAAGCCUGACAUUCCUUUGGACUCUCGCAUUUCUAAGCAGUGGUGCGAAAUUGGAUUCCAAGGUGAUGAUCCAAAAACAGAUUUUAGAGGAAUGGGUCUUCUCGGACUAUACAAUUUGGUUUACUUUGCAGAACGUGAUACAUCAUCUGCUCUUCAAAUACUUUCUGAUUCACUUCAGCCAAAGAACAGCAAAUUCAGCAAAACAGAAUGGGAGAUGAAAAAGUUUGACAAAGCAAUUGGCUAUUCAUUUGCCAUUGUUGGGAUAAACAUCACGGACCUGGCCUACAAUCUGCUUGUAAGUGGCGCCCUGAAGACGCAUCUGUAUAACGUAGCUCUAGAAGCCCCAGCAUUACAGCACUUCCAGCAGACUUUCUGCUUUCUGAUGCAUGAGUUUCACAAAUUCUGGAUUGAAGAGGACCCUCUGGACAUCAUGGAGUUUAAUCGUGUGCGAAACAAGUUUUACAAACGCAUCUUAAAACAACUCCAGAACACGGAUAUGGCCUUGUGCCCUCACUUUGCAGCAUCUGAGAGCUUAGUCAAUAUGUAGUGUUCUAUGUUUUCUGAUUAUUCCAAAUCACUGCCUCACUAUUGUGUUAACUCACAGCUUUGAUCAUAGUGCACAUGCUGUUUGACCACAGCGAUUGUAUGCAUGCUUUUUUGGUAAAGUAUUCAUAUCUGUUUUUAUUAUAAAACAACAUUUCUUCAUACUAGUGCUUUUAGUAAAUUCACAUUU